CCUAGAGACUGUCUAAAGGUUAUUGUAUAAUUAAUACAAUUUUUGUUUAUCAUUUGCACGUUGUUUUCAUUGUGUUAUAAGUGUGUAAAAUACUUAUAAAAAGCAAUCAGUCGAUUAAUACUCUUCCAUUGCACCGGUUCAACUCAAACCCCGAACUGAGUUCAAGCCUCGAAGCGGUUCAAUAUAGUGUUGGCUCGUUUGUUUAUAAGUAUUAAAAUAAAUAAUCUGAAAAUGCACGGAGUCACCGUCUUAAGUCUGUUGGUGGUCCUGUGUGCGGUCGUUCACGCGAUCAAUGAAGAUAUUAUGCAACCGACCAAUGUGUUAUUGAGUCCAGAACCUUUGCUAAAGUCACACUGGCGAAGAUCGUUAGGCGCAAUGUCUUUUGGUAUUAACCAGAGCCCGAUCGAGCCGUGGAACGAAGGAAUACAGGCUCACGUGCCCGAUUCCCACGUGGACGCGUACCGGCAUCCUCUGUGGGGAUUUAGGCAGCCAAAUCUUAAAUCGUUCCAGAGCAACUUCAAUGAAAAUCCCGGAGCUUUUGACACCGGGGUGUAUGCCACGGACGCGUCUCAUCGGUUGACACCGGAAAACAACCUGAGCAAACUUCUAGCUGCUCGCAUGGCAUCCAUUCGGGAAACCCAGUAUAAACGUUUGUUAGAGCAGCAACAGCAACAGGACCAGCAACAGCUGACACCACCCCAAAACAAUGUUGCCGUACAAGUGGUGGGCGACGUCAACGUGUUCCACUACUAUCCAAUGCUGACCCGAACUCCAGACACUCUCAAUUCCACCAUCGUUUACAAAUUGAACAUACCCAUGAUCGUAGUCCAUGAACCACAAAUCAAAGUGUCCGAGGAUAAGGCUAAUGGCAGCGUGGGGGAAACCAAAGUCGGCGAGCAUGACACCAAAGUCAGUGAAAACGAGACCACAGCAGUCAUUGGCCAAGAGUCUGAAGUCGGCGAUAAUGUUACUAGAGUCAGCGACGAUGACACAACAGUUACCGAGAACGACACAACAGUUACCGAGAACGACCCGACUGUGAGCGAGAACGAUACAACAGUAAGCGAGAACGAUGUUGAAGUUGUGACAACCGAGCAGUCGAUAGAAAACAUUACUGAGACUGAGUUACCGUUUUUAAGUUCAACCGAAAUUUUUUCGGAUUCUCCACUAAUGGAUUCACCUUUCGAAACGUAUGGCGGCAACUUUAACGCAUUUUGAUCCAAGAACUAUAUUACUCUGAUGUUCAACGUUAAAUUAGGUUUAAGUUAAAAAAAAAAAAAUAUUUGAUUUGUGGAGUAGAACAAUAUGUAAACAAAAUUGUUCAAGUAUUAUUUAAAAUUAUAUAUAUAUAUAAAAUUUAAUAAUAUAUUUUUAUUAUGUAACUAUCAUUUUCAAAAAUUUAAUUAAAACUGUAAUUUUUCUAGUAAAAACUGUUUUUUAACUCUUUUUUUUUUUCUCUCUCAAAAAAUACACAAAUUGUUCUAAAAUGCCAGAUUCCAAAGACCUGUCAAUAAAAACACUUAUCAAGCCUAUUUGGACUUACCCGAAUAUGGUAAAUAGUACGCUGGUGCUAACCAUUCAAACGUGUAUGCAAUUAUAUUUUAUGUAAAUAUUAGUAUGAAGCUUAUGCUAAAAGUGAUGUAAAAAUAACGCCAUUCAAUCGUUGUAAACAGGUUUACUAAAUUAUACUAUUGAACAUUUGUAUUUAUUGUAAUUUGUAAACAACUGGCAAGACCAAGAUUUGUUU
This is a messenger RNA of Adelges cooleyi (spruce gall adelgid), 1747 nucleotides long. RefSeq lists its product as uncharacterized. The record is from RefSeq and is a predicted model, not a curated record. The transcript is spliced from 4 exons. The coding region runs from base 232 to 1218 and encodes 328 amino acids. Lineage: Eukaryota; Metazoa; Arthropoda; Insecta; Hemiptera; Adelgidae.